CCGGCAUCCGGAGGAGCCCGGCACGCCCGUGCUCGCGGCGAGGGGCGCGCAGGCGUCGCAGGCGUGGCCCGGUGCUCUCGGCAGGGUGGCCGGCGGGGCGAAGUCGGCGGCCUCGUGGGCCCGCGAGAAGCACGAGCUCGAGAUGAACAAGGUGAGCUUCGCGCAGACCAUCAAGCGCCAGAAGGAGGUUGAGCAGAGCGUGGAGUCCCUGCUGGCGAGUCCCCGCGGCGUCCCCGCUGCGUGCUGCGUGGGCAGGGGAGCGGGGAAGCAAGUGGUGCGCCGCCUUCAGUGGGGUCGCACCUCUGCCCGUGCACAGCGGCGGCGCGGGGGCAAAGGCCAGCCCAUGGCCCCAAAGGGCUCCAAGGGCGCCAGCCAGAAGGAGCCCGCCGACGACGACGACGAGGACGGGGGCGCCGAGAACGACGGCGAGGGCCCGCCCACGUGCCACGAGGCGGACGUGAUCUGCCAGGUGCUGAAGCGGUUCGUCACGGAGCGGGACUUCCUGGCCUAUCCCAACAAGCACGUGAAGGGCGAUAGCGCCUCGACGAACAAGGAUGCCAUUGUGAAGAACAUGAAGAUGAUAUCGGCGAUCCUCAGUGAGGUUCACCCUUCGGCGUGCCUCGGGAAGCUGGCCACUAUCAUGGCGCUGGCGACGAUCGCUGCAGAACAUCGCGACAGUUGGAAGCUCAACCCCAAAGCAAAAUCUGUUUGGGCUACCGAGUACAGCGGGCGCGUGCGGACGAUGUGCCAGCACGUGCACAAGGUCCUCGGCCGCGCGAAGGUGCCGAAGUGGUUCCAGGCGGCUGCAGCGGCAUGGAUUUUCAGGAUCGACGAGCAUAAGAACAAAGCAUAUCGGCUCCCGAUCAGCAGACCGAAGGCCUUGGCGGAGUACGCCGAAACCCAGAGCGAGCCUGACAAGAACAACAAGGUCACUGUCACGUGGUCCGACGGGUGCUCGUGGGUACAUGAUGCCUCCCAUCACGCCUGA
Messenger RNA from Prorocentrum cordatum, 988 nucleotides. Lineage: Eukaryota; Dinophyceae; Prorocentrales; Prorocentraceae. The record is from the annotation of a GenBank genome assembly.